Penicillium manginii is the source of this 1488-nucleotide messenger RNA. RefSeq lists its product as uncharacterized. The record is from RefSeq and is a predicted model, not a curated record. Gene Ontology annotation, cellular component: chromatin. Gene Ontology annotation, biological process: DNA-templated transcription; regulation of transcription by RNA polymerase II. Lineage: Eukaryota; Fungi; Ascomycota; Eurotiomycetes; Eurotiales; Aspergillaceae. The coding region runs from base 1 to 1488 and encodes 495 amino acids. Gene Ontology annotation, molecular function: RNA polymerase II cis-regulatory region sequence-specific DNA binding; DNA-binding transcription factor activity, RNA polymerase II-specific; zinc ion binding. The transcript is spliced from 3 exons.
AUGCAACCCCCCUCAGCCAACGCAUCCGAAAGUGGUGGGCCAUUCUCAUUCCUUCGUCAUUUCGCAAAUCCUACGAUUCAAAAAGAUCGACUUGCAAUAGGUGAAACUGCGAAAUAUUCCUUGCGAAGGAACCUUGAAACUCUUUAUUCGCGCCUGGAAGAGGCGCUCAUGCCCACUGAUCCUACACCAAAUCUCCUGGGCAAUUUUCAAACUCCUGAUCUACCGUUUCAAAUGACUACAAAUACGGACGAGUCGAUUUUAACCCAGUAUCCCCAUGAAGUUCUCUUCCCAUCAAGGCUUUCCAAUCAACUUACUGAAAUUAUGACCGAGUUGGUUGAGACAUCAAAAUCCAUGACACCAUCAGAUACCAGUCAACCGAAGACGCUCGACAUUAUGGAGCUCACAUCUCUCCUAGGAGUAUCCAAUAUAUCCGCUUUCAUUUCAGCCUUCUUUCACUCUCUUCACUGGCACCUGCCAAUCGUUCAUUUUCCUACGUUCGACCCAGGAAACGUAUCAAACCCUCUACUUCUUGCAAUUUUCAUGGCAGGAGCAGCAUAUACAGCCCCACUUGACAGAGCAUCAAUGUCGCCAUGGCUUCUUGAUGUGGCUGAAGAAUACGUUUUCCGAAAAGUGUCAAAUUUACCUGCGACGCCCUCGCCCAAGAAUUCUGCUGCUCUUCUCCCAACCGUGCAGCUAAUACAGAGCGCUCUUAUCAUCGAAAUGCUACAGUUUGGAAGAGAUGAUAUGCCGACAAGGAGGCGCAUUCGGAUUGUCCGCAACCCGUGCCUUGUAUCUACCAUCAGGUCAUUGGGUUUGUUCCAGUUAAAACGGCGAACACCCCCAAAGACAUGUGACGAACAGACAUGGCGGACACUGGUAGCAGAAGAAACUUGUAUACGAAUUGCAUGUUGGGUUUUUCUCGCAGACGGCUUUCUUACUGUCUGCUUCAAAAACCACCCGUCGUUAUCGAUAUUCGAAAUGAACUGUGAUUUCCCUUGGAGUGCUGAGCUUUGGGAGGCCGAGAGCUCAUCUGCAUUCAGCAGAAUAGUUACGACGGAUCCUAUUGAGAACCAACUUCCGCCCCUGAAAGAAGUUGUAAAUCAACUGCUUGACACGCCUACCAGCGAAAAUCCAAUACCAUGGGGUCUCUCACUCUCAUCCGAGCAUCUGUUGAUCCUGAUAUACGCUAUCAACUCCCUGGCAUUCCAGGCGCGGGUGGGUCUUCUCAAAUACCUUCCACUCGAUGCCGUUAGCCGGGCCGCUGGCAACUGGAAACGAAUAUGGGACUCUGUUGUUGGAGCAGUGGAACAAGAGCAAAUCCUUCAUCUCGGUUACCCGAAGCAUGCCGAGGAACUAUGGUGGUUGUUGAAAGCUACGCUAGAGGUUUCUGAUAAGCCAGAAACAGGAUUCGCGUAUCUCGAGAGUAGUGCUACUGACGAACUAGGGACAUUGAACGACUUUAUACAAUCAUGCUAUCGCAAUGCCUAA